Cynara cardunculus var. scolymus (artichoke) is the source of this 1123-nucleotide messenger RNA. Its product is annotated as transcription factor MYB78-like. Bases 60 to 1031 code for a protein of 323 amino acids. Gene Ontology annotation, cellular component: nucleus. Gene Ontology annotation, biological process: regulation of DNA-templated transcription. The transcript has 3 exons. The record is from RefSeq and is a predicted model, not a curated record. Lineage: Eukaryota; Viridiplantae; Streptophyta; Magnoliopsida; Asterales; Asteraceae. Gene Ontology annotation, molecular function: sequence-specific DNA binding; DNA-binding transcription factor activity.
CACAGCAAAUUUAACACAGAUACAUCAAGUUCAAUUAUCCAUCCAUCAGUCUACAGUGCAUGGGAGAUCUUAAGAUGAACAGCAGCAGUAGUAACAGUAACAGUUGUAUUGAUAUGAGUGGUGGUGAAGAAGAUGAUCAAAUGAACAUGAUGAUGGAUGAUCUUCGAAGAGGUCCGUGGACCGUUGAAGAAGAUUUCGCUCUUAUCAAUUAUAUCGCCCAUCACGGAGAAGGCCGAUGGAAUUCUCUUGCUCGCUGUGCUGGACUCAAGAGAACCGGAAAGAGCUGCAGAUUGCGGUGGCUUAAUUAUCUCCGCCCAGAUGUUCGUCGUGGAAAUAUUACUCUUGAAGAACAACUCCUGAUUCUUGAACUUCAUUCUCGUUGGGGCAACCGGUGGUCAAAAAUUGCACAACACUUGCCGGGAAGAACUGACAAUGAAAUCAAGAAUUAUUGGAGAACCAGAGUUCAAAAACAUGCUAAACAAUUGAAAUGUGAUGUUAAUAGCAAGCAGUUCAAGGACACUAUGCGUUAUCUUUGGAUGCCACGGUUGGCCGAGCGGAUUCAAGCAGCUUCCACCACCACAACCACCACCCGCGCAAGUCCUUCCACCAUAACCACCACCAACACCACCGCCUACCCACUCAAUCAAAAUAACAUGGAUCAUACCGGUACAAGCCAAUUGGUAAUGCCCCACAGUUAUAAUUCUGAUGUUGGGAAUAACCAAAUCAACCCCGGUUAUGCAACGGAAAAUUCAGGCACCACUGCGGUUUCACCGGUGUCCGACAUGACUGAUUGUUAUUAUCCAAUCCAUCCGACCCAAAAUCAAGAUUUCUUACAAAACAACAACCAGUUAGGUGAUGAGUUCGAUGGUUCCCUAAUUAGCCCCUCAGGUUACUUCAACCAAGAGAUGGAUUUUGAAGCAAUGGUGGAGGAAAACAACCAAUGGUCUGGUAGGAAUAGUGGUGACUUUUCAGACAGUUUGUGGAACGUUGAGGACAUUUUAUUUCUCCAACGACAAUUCAACAACAUGUGAAGAAUAACCAAAAAUCUGAUUAAGUUAAUUUAGUCAUACAUUAUCAGCGUAGGAAUUAAGUUUAAUUGCAAAGGAUUUACGAUAUAUUUGUU